GCGUGGCCCUGACCCCAGCCUCUUCCAAGACCCGGCUCCCGGGCUAUGGCCGGAGGUGGGCAGGUGGUACUGCGGACGCUCUCCCAGCAGGGCUGGGUGCGGGGCUCGGGCGCAGCCGUGCUGAGCCGCCUACAAGACGCGGCCGUGGUGCGGCCCGGCUUCCUGAGCGCGGCCGAGGAGGAGACACUGAGCCGCGAGCUGGAACCCGAGCUGCGCCGCCGCAGAUACGAAUACGACCACUGGGACGCGGCCAUCCACGGCUUCCGAGAGACAGAGAAGUCGCGCUGGUCAGAGGCAAGCCGGGCCAUCCUGCGGCGUGUGCAGGCAGCCGCCUUUGGACCUGGCCAGACCCUCCUCUCCUCAGUGCACGUGCUGGACCUAGAACCUCAGGGCUACAUCAAGCCACACGUGGACAGCAUCAAGUUCUGUGGAUCCACCAUUGCCGGCCUGUCCCUGUUGUCUCCUAGCGUCAUGCGACUGGUGCACACCCAGGAGCCGGAGGAGUGGCUGGAACUCUUGCUGGAGCCGGGCUCCCUCUACAUCCUUAGGGGCUCGGCUCGUUAUGACUUCUCCCACGAGAUCCUUCGGGAUGAAGAGUCCUUUUUUGGGGAGCGUCGGAUUCCCCGGGGCCGACGCAUCUCGGUGAUUUGCCGCUCCCUCCCUGAGGGGAUGGGGCCAGGGGAGCCUGGGCAGCUGCCCCCAGCCUGCUGAGCUCCUGGACCAUUACCCCAAGCUGUUCAGGACACCAUGUUUGUGAAUAAAGUUGUGAAUAAUGUUGGAGAAUGGA
Molecule: messenger RNA, 787 nt
Organism: Bubalus bubalis (water buffalo)
Lineage: Eukaryota; Metazoa; Chordata; Mammalia; Artiodactyla; Bovidae
Gene: ALKBH7
Product: alkB homolog 7
Exons: 4
Coding region: 46-711 (221 amino acids)
Biological process (GO): fatty acid metabolic process; DNA damage response
Cellular component (GO): mitochondrial matrix
Source: RefSeq, a predicted model, not a curated record